Messenger RNA from Conger conger (European conger), 1995 nucleotides. RefSeq names its product ATPase H+ transporting V1 subunit C1b (gene atp6v1c1b). Gene Ontology annotation, molecular function: proton-transporting ATPase activity, rotational mechanism. Lineage: Eukaryota; Metazoa; Chordata; Actinopteri; Anguilliformes; Congridae. Gene Ontology annotation, cellular component: lysosomal membrane; vacuolar proton-transporting V-type ATPase, V1 domain. The transcript has 13 exons. The coding region runs from base 225 to 1373 and encodes 382 amino acids. Gene Ontology annotation, biological process: proton transmembrane transport. The record is from RefSeq and is a predicted model, not a curated record.
AUAACUGCAGCUAAUCAUCUGAUCAGCUGACUGUGAAUGUGAUGUUCCUCUAUGGAAAGACCUCUGACAUGAAAAAAAACGAUUAGCUGCUUAGCUAACCAGCUAUGUAUGAUAAACUGUAGGAAUUCUCACUGCUUUUUUGUCUCGUGAACAAGUGAUUCCUUUUCAUCGUAUUUCUGCGACCACUCUCCACCGCCAGCCUGGCCACCUCGUCGUCUGCAGCCAUGACCGAGUUCUGGCUGAUCUCUGCGCCCGGGGAAAAGACCUGCCAGCAGACCUGGGACAAGCUGAUGGUGGCCACCACCCGCAACAACAACCUCUCCACCAACAACAAGUUCAACAUCCCUGACCUCAAGGUGGGAACACUGGAUGUCUUGGUGGGGUUGUCAGAUGAGUUGGCCAAACUGGACGCUUUUGUCGAGAGUGUGGUAAAGAAGGUGGCCCAGUACAUGGCUGAUGUUCUGGAGGACAGUCGAGACAAAGUCCAGGAGAACCUGCUGGCCAAUGGGGUGGACCUCAUCACCUACAUAACCAGGUUUCAGUGGGACAUGGCCAAGUAUCCCAUCAAGCAGUCUCUGAAGAACAUCUCUGAGAUCAUAUCCAAGCAAGUGACACAGAUCGACAAUGACUUGAAGGCUAGGGCGUCGGCCUACAACAACCUGAAGGGGAACCUACAGAACCUGGAGAGGAAGAAUGCGGGGAGCUUGUUGACACGGAGUUUGGCUGACAUUGUGAAGAAAGAAGACUUUGUUCUUGAUUCGGAGUACCUGAUCACCAUGCUGGUGGUCGUUCCCAAAGUAAGUUAUGCUGACUGGCAGAAGACAUACGAAACGCUUGCAGAAAUGGUGGUGCCUCGAUCGACUAACCUGCUGUUUGAGGACCAGGAGAGUGGCCUGUUCAGUGUCACUCUCUUCAGGAAGGCCAUCGAUGACUUCAGACACAAGGCCAGAGAGAACAAGUUCACGGUGCGAGACUUCCAGUACAAUGAGGAGGAGAUGAAGGCCGACAAGGAGGAAAUGACCCGCCUCUCCACCGACAAGAAGAAGCAGUUUGGGCCGCUGGUUCGAUGGCUGAAGGUGAACUUCAGCGAAGCUUUCAUUGCGUGGAUCCAUAUAAAAGCUCUAAGGGUUUUUGUGGAGUCUGUCCUCAGGUACGGGCUGCCCGUCAACUUCCAGGCCAUGCUGCUCCAGCCCAACAAGAAGAACGUGAAGAAGCUGCGGGAGGUGCUGUACGACCUGUACAAGCACCUGGACAGCAGCGCGGCGGCCAUCAUCGACGCAUCUAUGGACAUCCCAGGUCUGAAUCUUAGUCAGCAGGAGUACUACCCCUAUGUCUACUACAAGAUCGACUGUAACCUUCUGGACUUCAAAUAAAGCAACAAUUCCUCCUUCAUACCAGUCCAAUUAUAUUGUUGAACACAUGAACUAUUUUAUCCUUAUCUAUCCCUGUCUUUUAGAGUAAACGUGACCUUUCCCACUCUCCUAACAUUUGCAUGCAUGUUAAAAAUGCGGUACAAAUUAAAUCCAAAAGGGGUUCAGGGAUCCUUUGUGUUUACAGGAUUACUUUGAAGUUACAGGAUUAUUAAUUAUUCCACAUUUGCGGGUACCUUAUUUUGGAAAAACAACCAACACCAAUGUCGUAUUUAAAAAUAUGUGCUGAAAUAAAUGAUCUAUUUAUGGUUAUAUGAUUAAUUUAAAAAGGUGGAAAAACUGCGAAUUUGUAAUCAUUCCACAUCCGUGUCGUGCUGUGUUAGUAGCUCCGUCCGUGACCGGUGAGUUUGUAGAUGUUGUUUACAUGAAGGGCGAUCUUCACAACCCCACAUCUCUGCGUAUUUGAUGAGUUUUAGAAGUUGUGCUCCUCUGAAGCUGCGAAUUGUGUUUUCACAAGCAAUAUGUGUACGUGUCGUCUCAUGAUGUGUGUAUAUUUUGAUGUUUAAAAAACAUGCAAGCACUGUCAAUACCAUGGAAAUAUAAAUAAAUGUUAACAACAAAAAUA